AUGCUUCACGCCCGGGAGAACGACCCGAUUUACUGGUUCUGGAUUCGGGCAGUGUGCGUUGUGCUUUACCUAGCCGUCGCAGCGAGACGUCUUUGGAAGCUUCAUAGGAGCGGUGCCGUGCACGAUUUCCUCAGCUCUCGCGUCAAGGCGUUCGCGGCCAGUUGGAAAGCACGGGAGACGCCCUCCCUCUCUGCAGUCCAGCCGACUGAAGAAGCAUUUCCAGAAAGUCCCAGUUCCUCGGCGCAUACCUUCACGAUGGGCCUCCUUUCACCUGAAAGGCAGCUGGAGACGUUCCAGGCCGACAUUGCCUACUACACAUUGAUUCAGGCCAUUGGCCCCUACUGCUUACUGACCGUGGCGAUGUCUCUGGUACGCAACUUCCUCACCAGCGACGAUGUCAGCGACAUGAGCAUCCUUUACGGUGACAGCAAUGUUCUCACGGUCCUCGUGAUUGCCUCCGUUUGGCUCUUUGGCUACCGUCCCUCUAGACCAGCCAGGCUACUGAUUUGGCUGUUUUUAGCCGCCUGGUACACAUACUGCCUGGUCCACGACCUUUAUAUGUCGGAGUUGUUCCUGUACGAAGACAUCUGGCUCAACCACAUGAUCUUUGUGACCAUGAUCUCGAUGGCGCUCUGUCUCCCGGUGGGCAUAAUUUGGACCAUGACCGUUGCACAUACCUGCUUGUUCCUAGCGCUGGAGAGUGCGAACGGCUGGGAACAAGGACAGCCGUCGGCUGGAAUGCAGGUCUUCAUUGUGGCCGUCCUCGCGAUUUCGACAAAGCACAGCAGGUUUCUCCUGAACAUCACAAACCGGAAGGCGGAGGCCGAGUUCAAGUUGAAGAUCGCCGAGCUUGCGGCCAGUAAGAACGAGGCAACAGCAGCUGAGGCCUUGGAGGUGGCCCAGACUCAGGCCGAGCGCGCCGCUGCCGCCGAGGCGGAGACUCGCGCGGCCAAGGCAGAGAACGAGGCUCACGAAGCCACGGUUCAGGCGAAAUUGGCUGAUCAGGCGAAGUUGGCUGCAGAGUGCCGUGCCCAGCUGGUCGAGUCAAUGCGAGGGGCACUCCAGAAUCUCCUGGGCAUGCUGUGCGAUGCCGUCUUCGAGAUCGAUGGGGAUCUGCGACUGUUGGAACCAGGAAAGCUGGGUAUGGUCCUCUUCCAUUCUGACAAGAAUGACUUGCAGGGCAGAGCUUUUCAGGACCUUCUGGUGGAGGAAGAUGUGGUCCGCUUCAAGCAGUACAUGCGAAGCGAGGGAGUCAGCAAGCAUCCACUGCAGGUGACGUUUGUCGGCUCAUACUCCACCAAAAUCUCUGCCGUGAUCUACUUGACCGAGAUUGAGCACCACGAUUGCAGCUCAAAGACCUACCUCGUGGGCCUUACCGAGGUGCAAGAGCAGGAAGUCUGUGCUCGCAGGAGCGCCUGCCAUACCUACACGCUGGAAAUGCUUCAGAUGUCUACAGACUCGGUGAACAUCUUCUCCAUGAACAGACCUUCUCUACACGAUGUCAAGGACGAGGGAAACUCAGUGGAUGGUCAAGCCUCCAAUCGGCCAAGUGAUGCCUUCUCAACAGACAUCCCGCCGGAGAUCCUUCCCAUGGAGAAGGAGGAGCAACUGCAGUCACUGUUGGCCUUCCUUUGGACCUGGCCGGUGCCAGAGGGCCCUGGGUGCUGUGACACGCACAAGGUGUUGACCGUGGCACAAGAACUGAUCCACGAGCUCCUGGCAGUUUCUUGCCAGGCAGCUCCCACCUGCUUGGUUUGGCAAUGCCCCGGUUGUAAACUCCGGGGACUGCCAAGUGACCGGCGGUAUUUCGACCCGGCACAGGUCGUGUGUGGCCGCUGCAGCUGCUGGGACAUGCUCUUCUGA
Messenger RNA from Symbiodinium sp. CCMP2592, 1863 nucleotides. The record is from the annotation of a GenBank genome assembly. NCBI's taxonomy places the organism in Eukaryota, Dinophyceae, Suessiales, Symbiodiniaceae.